CCAUGGCUUCAGCUAUUCGAACGGAAUUAUCUUCUUUGAACUUUGAUUUUGAAGUUUCAACAAAAAAACGAAUACUCAAUGAUCAUGUUUCAAAGCCUGGUUGCUUCAAAUGCUACUUUAUCUAAAUUCCCAGUGCAGAUUUUUAAAUGCGGAUACACUAAAUAAUACUAAAAAUAGAAAAUGAUGGAUCGCAAAGGAACGCGUGUUAGUUUGGGAUUUGGAAGGGUUCUGACUAAUGCUACAAAAUGUAAGUCAGUUGUGAAGCUUUUGCUGCUCAUGUGUUUCUCCUGCUCUAUGCUCCUUGUCAUCUUCAUCACAGCUUGUGUGAAUGACACAACCAACCAAAACAAUAGACAAGCACCUUGUAAUCCAUCAAGCAAUCCACUCCAUCAAAAAACGGACAAGCAAUUGUCUGCAUUCCUCGUUGUGUUAAUAAUGUCAGGACCAAAGUUGUUGGAAGGAAGGUACACGGUUCGUAGCACAUGGUUGCAGAAUCAUGGAGAUGAAGUCAUCUACAGGUUUGUUUUAGGAACAUCUGGUUUAUCAUCAUCAGAUAUGAAUGCAUUGGAAUCAGAACAGAAACAGUAUAAUGAUUUACUUUUACUUCCUGAUCUAAAGGAUUCAUUUAAUUCUCUAACCAGUAAAUUAAUAAAGAUGAUGGUGUGGUUGGACCAAAAUGUCGACUUCAAGUACCUGCUUAAAGUUGAUGACGAUUCCUUUGUACGAUUAGAUGCAAUGCUUCAUGAACUGAGGAGUAAGUCAAGAGUUCGGUUAUAUUGGGGAUUCUUUGAUGGCCGGGCACAUGUCCAUAAGAAUGGCAAAUAUGCCGAAGCUGAUUGGGUACUGUGUGAUCGUUACAUUCCAUUUGCUGUUGGUGGAGGGUAUGUGUUAUCUAAUGAUCUUGUCAACUUUGUCGCUACGAAUGCUCCGGUACUAAAGAAGUACCACGCCGAGGAUGUAUCGCUUGGGUCAUGGCUUGCUGCACUUGAUGUUCAUCGAGAACAUGACCCCCGCUUCGAUACUGAGUACAAGUCCCGCGGUUGUCGCAACAGUUACAUUGUCACUCACAAACAGAGUGUGCAAAACAUGAGAGGAAAAUAUCAGCAACUCCAGAAUAUUGGACAGAUGUGUGCCAAAGAACAGCAGUUUAGAAUGUCUUAUGUGUACAACUGGGAGAAGCCUCCAUCAGAAUGCUGUGAGCGUGUGGAGGGUGUACCUUAAAAGUAAAGUUUGUGUAGUGUUAAAGGCACUGGACACUAUUGGUAUUACUAUUAAAUUACUCAAAAUAUUUGGAAGCAUAAA
Messenger RNA from Asterias rubens (European starfish), 1302 nucleotides. Its product is annotated as beta-1,3-galactosyltransferase 6-like. The transcript is spliced from 2 exons. Gene Ontology annotation, molecular function: UDP-galactosyltransferase activity. The record is from RefSeq and is a predicted model, not a curated record. Gene Ontology annotation, biological process: glycosaminoglycan biosynthetic process. Lineage: Eukaryota; Metazoa; Echinodermata; Asteroidea; Forcipulatida; Asteriidae. Bases 181 to 1221 code for a protein of 346 amino acids. Gene Ontology annotation, cellular component: membrane.